AUGUCGGCCCAUCUAAACUGGAUGAUUAUUAGAAACAACAAUGCCUUCCUUGUGAAGAAGCGCAACAUCAAAAAGCCAUUCAGUAAGGAGCCCAACAAUGUGACUAACCUCAACGCAUUCAGAUACAAUGGUCUGAUCCACAAAAAGGCCAUUGGCGUGGUCGAGAACCCCAACAGGAAAGGCUUCACUGUGGUGUACAAAAAGGCUAAGGCUACUAACAAACCAGCACAAAACUUAAUUCGCCGUCAAUACAAAGCCGGUGCUAGAAGAUCGUUGCACAAGGUAAAAAGGCUGAUCAGAGCUAACAACUACCGCGCAGACUUAGCCAAAGCUACUCUUCGUCGUGCGUCUGCUAUCCUCCGCUCCCAAAGGCCCAUUAAGGCUAAGAAACCCAAGGCAGCAGCGGCCAAAACUGAA
Molecule: messenger RNA, 417 nt
Organism: Brenthis ino (lesser marbled fritillary)
Lineage: Eukaryota; Metazoa; Arthropoda; Insecta; Lepidoptera; Nymphalidae
Source: the annotation of a GenBank genome assembly